Molecule: messenger RNA, 2289 nt
Organism: Numida meleagris (helmeted guineafowl)
Lineage: Eukaryota; Metazoa; Chordata; Aves; Galliformes; Numididae
Gene: KLHDC8A
Product: kelch domain containing 8A
Exons: 7
Coding region: 478-1533 (351 amino acids)
Molecular function (GO): protein binding
Source: RefSeq, a predicted model, not a curated record
AGGGGGAGUCUCCUCCAUCUCCUCCGUGUCCCCGCAUCAGAGCCGUUCCCUGGGACACCGCGGUUUCCCCACGCCGAGCCCCCUCCUUGCUGCUGUGCUGUGUCAUCUCUCCCUGCUCCUUGUUUCACAGUGCCGAGGCAGAUCCGAGCUGGAGCUGCUGUCUCCUGCGUGGAGCUGUGAUUCCUUCCUGGGGUUUGUGCUAUUUCCAGCUCCUGUUGCCCCCGUUCCUGUGACGCCUGUCCCCGUGUGCUGGGAACCAGCCCAGGUUGGCAGCACGCUGCGCUCUGCUCCGUUUGCAGCCCCUUUUCCCACGCUGCAGGACAGCCCAGGGCGUAUCUUGCAUGGCACCGAGGCUCGGUCUCUGCGUGAGCUGCUGAGGCAGACGUGGAUCCGCAGGACGAGCAGAGCUGCAGGGAGAGCUCCCCGCUGUGUUUUGCAGCCUAGGCGCCCCGCCGGCAGCGAACGGAUGCUGACGCCAUGGAGGUGGCCAACACCAGGGAUUUCCAAUGGAAGACCCUCGCCCCGCUGCCGAGCCCCAGGGUGUACUCCACGCUGGUGGAAGCGGGCGGGCAGGUGUUCGCCAUCGGGGGCUGCGAUGACAACGGUGUCCCCAUGGACUGCUUCGAGGUCUAUUCCCCCGAGGCCGACCAGUGGACGUCGCUGCCCCCCAUGCCCACGGCCAGGGCCGGGGUGGCGGUGGCCACGUUGGGCAAACGGAUCAUGGUGAUCGGGGGCGUGGGGGCCAACCAGGCGCCCCUGAAGAUCGUGGAGAUGUACAACGUGGAUGAGGGCAAGUGGAAGAAGAGGAACUCGCUGAGGGAGGCGGCCAUGGGCAUCUCGGUGACGGCGAAAGACUACAGAGUGUACGCGGCCGGAGGGAUGGGAGCCGACCUGAGGCCGCACAACUACCUGCAGCACUACGACAUGCUGAAGGACAUCUGGGUGUCGCUGGCGGCCAUGCCCACGGCACGGUAUGCAGCCACCUCCUUCCUGCGGGGCACCAAGAUCUACGUGCUGGGGGGAAGGCAGUCCAAGUACGCCAUCAACGCCUUCGAGGUCUUUGACACCGAGACCAGAUCGUGGACCAAGUUUCCCAACAUCCCCAACAAAAGAGCCUUCUCCAGCUUCGUGCCCACCGAAGACAAACUCUUCAGCCUCGGGGGCCUGCGGCAGGGCCGGCUCUACCGGCAGCCCAAGUUCAUGAGAACCGUGGAUGUGUUUGACUUCGAGCAAGGUGGCUGGAUGAAGAUGGAGCGCUCCUUCUACCUGAAGAAACAGCGAGCAGACUUCGUGGCUGGCUACCUGAAAGGCAGAGUCGUCGUGGCUGGGGGACUGGGAAACCAGCCGACCGUCCUGGAGUCUGCGGAAGCUUUCCACCCCGAGAAGAACAAAUGGGAGAGCCUGCCCCCGAUGCCCACCCCGCGCUGCGCCUGCUCCAGCAUCGUGCUCGGGGGCUGCCUGCUGCUGGCGGUCGGCGGGGUGAGCCAGGGGCUGAGCAACGCCGUGGAAGCCCUCUGCCUUUCUGACUCCUAGCAGCAGCCCCCGCGGUCCCCUCUGGUCUCCUUCAGAGCUCCCAGGGGUGGGGGCUGGGGGGGGGAAACCCAGAGGAAAGGACUGCUUGCAGUGUUUGUGCCAUGUGUCCUGCUCUGCAGGGGUAGGGUGUGGGUGAGCAUCUCCCUGCUGCCAUCCAGAGCCCCCCCGGGUUCGGAGGGGUUAGCCAGGUGAGGGGAGAACAGAUGCCAUGCCCUCUUUGGGCGCUCUGAGGUCUGUGUGUGCUUUCUCCUUGGUGUGCAGGAAGGGAAAUUCCCAAUCUGCAUCCAGGUGCAGGGGAUCGUUCUUUUUUGCCUUCGUAGCAAGGCUUUUCCUGCAGGCCUGUAGCAUGUCACUGUCACUUUGCCAGGAGCUGGAGCAAGGAGCUGCCAGUGCUCCUGGGAGGGAUGGAUGCCCAAAGGACUGCUUUGGCAAGAGGCUGGGUGUUACUUUUGGCACAGGAAAAGCACAAAAAUGCCUUUGUGGGGUUUCAUGAAGAGACGGCCUCCACCUGGAUUUUAGUUCCUACCAUUAUUUGGGGUCUUCUCUUCGGUCCUGGGAGAAAGGAGAGAAAUGGAGCCCUCCCUCCAGGGCGCUGGGCAGGGAUUUUCCCUUAACUUUGCUCUGCAGGGAGGUCAGAGAGCCACGGCCAUGGCUGCUCUUCGGUUUUGUUCCUUCGUUUGGGAGGGUUCGAGCCACUGGCUGUCACUCCCAGCUUGUAGCAUCAUUAAAAGCUGUCUCCAAAAAACCCCCCUCAGA